Messenger RNA from Oncorhynchus masou masou (cherry salmon), 6671 nucleotides. RefSeq names its product rho guanine nucleotide exchange factor 5-like. The transcript is spliced from 15 exons. Lineage: Eukaryota; Metazoa; Chordata; Actinopteri; Salmoniformes; Salmonidae. Gene Ontology annotation, molecular function: guanyl-nucleotide exchange factor activity; protein binding. Gene Ontology annotation, biological process: activation of GTPase activity; intracellular signal transduction. Gene Ontology annotation, cellular component: cytoplasm; nucleus. The coding region runs from base 554 to 5725 and encodes 1723 amino acids. The record is from RefSeq and is a predicted model, not a curated record.
UACUUCCUGUAUUUGGUGAGAGAGGAAUGGAGCAGGAGAGAGAGAGAUAGUGAGUCAGCGAGCUUCAUCUCGGGAUCAACAGUAACUGAUCACGUCAGUGUUGGAGGAAGGAGAACAGAUUGAUUUGUGUGAUGAAGUCCGCAGGCUUUCAUUUAGUUUGUCCAGAUUCUUCUGUUCAUUAACAGCAGCUGUGAAGACAAGACAGAGAGAAAAAUAGGAAGGGGAAGAUGUGUCAAUCUGUUCAGACUUGUUUGGGAAUUUGAGCAGGGAAGGAGGGAGGAGGAGGAGGGGUGAAACAGCAAGAGAGAGAGAGAGAAGAGCAGAGGUUGACAGACAGAUUGAGAAGAAAACAGAUGCUGAGAGAGACAGAGGGUCAGAAUUGGAUUAAAGUUGAAAUAGAACUCCCCCCCCCAGCAGAUCUGGAGAGGAAGGAUUGCUUGUGUUGUGCAAUCCUUGUUUGUUCACACUACUAAACUAACUGAGAGCUGCAGAGAGAAGGGAGACUGGCCAUCUCUAGGGUACUAAACUCAGGUUCUGAAAAAAGUAUGUUACCAUGGAGACCAAACGCCCCAGUCUGACUCCCUUUGACACAUCUGAUCCAUCCAAUCAAAGCGCUUCCUACUUGAACCGUCAGCCAAUCAGCCAGAUCUGCCGUGAAACAAGUCCCAGACCUGGAACUGUGGCCCGGACAGACAGAGAGAGGGAGAGGAUCCGAGAGGAGGAAUGGAGGAGAGAAAGAGAAAUGGAGAGAUUUAAGGACAAGACAAGAAAUAGAAGAAAAGAGAUGGAACCCAGACCAAGAGAGGGGAACAGAGAGAAGGAGUGUGCCCUCAUAUCCAGAGGGAGGGAGGAGGAAAGGGAAUGGAGAGAGGGAGAAAGGGGGGGAGCGGGAGAGAGACGUGCCAAUGGAAGACCUACUUCAAAUCUGGAGAUCAGGAACCACAGAGACAGAGAAAAGGAGAGAAAGAAAGGAGACACGUUUCCUACAAUUAUAAAACAUAGCAAAGAGAGAGACAGAAGAAUGAGUGCAUUUGUGGAGGAAGAUGUGGGGAAAGAAGGAAUGAGACAAUUGGAGAGACCGAAGGGAACAGAGAUGGACGACUGGGAGAGAGAACGAGAGACAGCAGCAAAGAUACAGCGGUAUCGAGAUGCAGAGAGGGACUUCCAAAGGCACAGAGAGAGGGACUUCCAAAGGCACAGAGAGAGGGACUUCCAAAGGCACAGAGAGAGGGAGAGGGAGAAGGAGAGAAUCAGGGCACAGGAGGAUGGAGAGAAAAAUGGAGGGAGGCCUUUGGAGAAUAAGACAGUGAGACGGAGGGAGAGAGCGAGGGAAGCGGAGCCAGAUUUCAGAGAGAGGAGAAGAGCGAGGGACUCAAAGGGCAAUGGCCUAUGGAGCAAAAGAGAGAGGUAUAUGGAUGGAGAGCGAGAGAGGCCAAAACUCCGGCAGGGAGAAAGGGAUGUUAGAGGAAGAGAGGGAGAUUCACAGAACUAUUCGGAUAGAGAGGGCAGGGAUGGAAGGAGGGAAGGAAAUACCGAGGGACAGAGGGACACCAGGAGUGAGGGAGACAGUGAUGCAGAGAAGAGGAAAGAGAGAGUGAGAGAUGACAACAGAAGAGAACUGAAACAUCUGCACAGUAAAAGUGAGGGGGACACUGAGGGGAACGCAGCAUGGGAUAGAGUGAGGGAGAAAGAGAGACAGAAAUGGAGAGGGGGGGAGAUGUACAGAGAGAGGGAUGGAUGUAAAGAUGCUUAUAGACAGAGAGUGAGGGACGGGGGCAGGGGCAGGGACAUUGAUGAAGAGAGGGACAUGGACAGAUACAGAGAGAGGGACAGGAGAAAAGUGAGGGAAGUGGAGAGAGAGAGGGAUGGGGUGAGAGAAGGGGGCAGGCAAGAGAACGGACCAAGGGAAAGGAGGGAUCCGGAGAAAGAUAGGGAGAAAACACAGCCCAAUAUAACAGGAGAGAGAGGGAAGCAGAUGGAUGGAGAGAGAUUCGGAGAGAGGGAGAGAUAUUCCAAGGGGAAGGAUGAAGAGAGGAGGCACAGGGAGAAGAGGGACAGAGAGACAGAUCCCAAAAGGGAGGGAGAAGCAGAUGGAGCUAGCCGAUCGCCGAGUGAGACAGCCCCAAGGGUGCCACCACGAGUCCAGAGCAGUGGAGAAUGGAACAGUGACAUAGAGAGGGAAAGAAAAUGGAGAAGAGAAAGAGAAGGUCAUGAAGAGAAGGAGUCAGAGGGAGAUGUGGACAGGGGGCAGAGAGAGUGUAGUGAAAGAGAGAGACCAGAUAGAGUGAGGGGGAGAGAAGAAGGAAAGGAAGAGACGAUACCAAAGCGCCCUGAGCAGAGGAAGAUGUGGUUAGAACCACAGAAGGUCAGAUAUAACAAAGACUCCUCUUUAGAGGAUGACGUUAUAGAGCGAGAAAGAGAUAGGCACACUAACAGAUGGAGAGAGAGAAGUGAAGAAGAGGACAGAUCUGUGGAACAAAGGACAGGCAGAGAUAAAGAGAGGAAGACAGAGGGAGAAGGACAAGAGGAUAGGUCGGUGGAACAAAGAAAGUCCAUAGACGAAGAGAGAGAAGCUGAGAGGGAGGGAGGGAGGGAGAGGUAUUUGGAGAGAGGGUUAAAUGUAGAUGAAGACGAUGAGACGGAAGCCUGGAGGAGUUAUAGCAGAGGAGAGGAACACCAGACUUACAGCGAUGGAGAGAGAGAGGAACGCUGGCAGAGGGACAGUGAGAUGGAGAGAGAGAAUGUGACAGAUAACACAGAGGGUGACAGAGAGGAAGAAGGAAGAAGUGAUAGAUAUGCAGAGUGGGAAGGAGAGAGGGUUAGAAUUCCUUCCUCUGAGGACGGCUUUAUCACUGUGUCCAGUGGUGGAGAAGAGGAGUUUGAGGACUGCAAGGAAUUCGUGGAAGUUGGGUUCACUAAUCAUGUUACCAGGCAACCUGUUAGCUUUCAGGGGAGCGAGGGAGAGAUGAAGAGAGGUGGAGGGAGAAGACAUGAAAGAGAGAGAGAAAGAGCAGAAGAGCGGACAGAGCAAAAAGAUGAUGCAUUGGAGGGAGAGGUGAAUGAUGGAAAGGGGAAGAAGCAACCCACCUAUGUAUUCUGUGUGAUUGGACAAAAACUGCCCAGGUCAAAACCCAAUCAGACAGCAGUCCUGGGUGACAUUGAAUCAGAGCGGACCAAUCAAAAUCCUGGAUAUGGUCAUAGGGACAGUGAUGACAUCACACACCUCCCUCAUGAGAACCCUUCCAGAGAUGGAGACCAAGGGGCAGAGGAUGAGAGAAAAAUAGUGAGGGAUGAGAUCCACGUGCCAAAGGAGGAGAGAACAGACACAGAAGAGAGCUCCAAAGUGGACGUCAGUCACACUACCCUAGAACGAGAGAGCGGAGAACGACUGAAGGUCAUGGAGGAGAACCCAUACGCUGAGAUAGAGCGAAGGAGGAAAUCUGAGACCGAAAAACUCCUCAAAGAGUGGAGAGAAAGACAUGAAGAGUACACAGAAACAAGAGAGAGGGACCCAACAGACAGGAGGAGGAUAGAACCAAAGAUAGGUCCAUCUUCACAUCCCAGUGGAGAGUACCUCCACCAUGGGAUCCCUGUAGUUGACCAAGCCACCUCUGACCAGAAUAACCCUGUAGUGAUGAGCCCAGAGGAAGCUGUGGCCAUCCAAAUCUGUAUAAGGGAAGCCUGGAGCACAGAAGAGGAGGCCAAGCGCCAUUCCCAGGCCUCACACAUGAAGUGGGCCAAGAACGUAUUGAGCGAGAUCCUUGGCAGCUCGGAGGAACCAGCCCUCGGCAACCCCCAGCCAGAGUCACAGGGAGGUCAAGAGGUCAGCCAGACUACGAGAGGGACCGAGAGGGUAGAAGAGGAGCUAGAGGAAGAAAAGGAUGAGACGCUAGAGGGGGGAGGAGCUUCAACCGUCUACGCCACGGUUCAGAAGAGGACGAAGCGUGGGAGGAAGUCGGUAGAGGAGAGGCUGGCUGAACGGGAGGCAGAGCCAGGGAAGGUGGAAGAUAAGAGAGAUGAGGAGGAGGUGAGCGUCAACUGGGGAGACACGGACCUGAGGAAUGUCAUGGAUACCAUCAGAAUGGAUAGGAGGAACUCCAAAUUUUACAAUUCCCAGCUCUACCAGCAGUACAGUGAGACGGCUCAGAACAGGGAGAUCCUCAGUCAGUCUUGCUCUGACUCCUUCUCCAUCUACGAGGAGCUCCCUGUCCCCCUGUCCCCCGUACCCUCCUCUCUGGCCCCCUCGCUCACUCCGGCACGCAGGCCCUUACCCUGUCUCCCCCCAGUCAUCCACCCCCACUCUCUGUCCCACUCUGGAUUUACCUCCAGUGGCACCAGUGCCAAGUUCCUACCCGUACCACAGCUGCCCCAGCCCCCCCCGGCCAGGCCUUCCUCUCCCCGCCUCUCCAUCUCCCUCACCCAGUCCCCCAGCCUGUGGCAGGAGAUCCCUGAGGUCAGGAACAGUGCUGCGUUUGGGGAGCUGACUAACGACCAGAGACGCCUGCAGGAGGUGCAGUUUGAGGUUGUAACUUCAGAAGCGUCGUACUGUCGUAGCCUGGACAUUGUGGUGGAUCACUUUGUCAAGUCUAAGCAGCUCGGGGAGCUGUUGACUACUCAGGACAGGAGCUGGCUGUUCUCCAGGCUGGCUGAUGUCCGAGCCAUCAGCCACAGUUUUCUGUCGAAGCUGGAAGAGAGGGUGGAAUCUGAUAUGAUGCACUUCACCGUGUGUGACAUCAUCGCUCGCCACUGUCAACGCUUCAAGAAGGUCUACGUGCCCUACCUCACCAACCAAUCAUAUCAGGAUGCCACUUACCAGAGACUCAUGGAUGAGAACCAAGGGUUCAGGCGGGUAGUGGAGAAGUUGGAACGCAGUCCAGUGUGUCAGCGCCUUCCUCUUCGCUCCUUCCUCAUCCUCCCCUUCCAGAGGAUCACACGAAUCAAACUCCUUGUGCAGAACAUUGUGAAGAGAACAGCCCAAGGCACAGAGGAGGAGGUCCAGUCCAUCAAAGCUAUGAAGCUACUGGAGAGGUUGAUCCAGGAGAGCAAUGACAGUAUUACUCAGAUGAAGAGCAUUGAGUCGCUGGUCUCUCUCAGUGCCAGAGUGGACUUUGAAUGCAGGACUCUCCCCCUGGUCAGUCAGUCUCGUAGGCUGGUGAGAGAGGGGCCGGUGACUGAGAUGAUGGAUUUCUCUCUGAAGGAGACAGAGAGGAGUGUCUACCUUCACCUCUUCAAUGACUAUCUGCUGCUGUCGCUGCACAAAGAAGGGGGCAGGUUCACGGUGAUAGACCAUGCUCCAGUGUCAGAACUGAGAGCUGAGAACUGUCGGGUCAAACUGCACUCUCUAGAGAAGAACCUUUUCCGCCUCCACCUUAACAAGAAAGCCCUGCUACUUAGCACCGACACACAGGGUGAUAAACUGCGUUGGAUCUCAGCUGUUUCCAGGCCCCAUCCUGUAAUUGACUACUCUACAGCACAAGACUUCACACAGAUGCAGUGCGUCCGAGCCUUCGUUGCCCACCAACCAGAUGAGCUGUCCCUGGAGAAGGCUGAGGUCAUUCUCGUCCACCAGCAGAGCAGCGACGGUUGGGUGGAGGGGACCAGGCUGUCAGACAGACACAGAGGAUGGACUCCUGAGUCCCACUUGGAAACCAUAGCCAGCCUCAGGGUCCGACAGCACAACCUGCUGGACGCUCUAAAAAUUACCACAGCCACGGCUGCAGUAUGACAUGCCAACCACUGCCUGACUGCACUAGUGGAAUCCUAGUCACUGUGUUACUGGGGACAUGUGGAUUUGGACAGUGGAUGAAACAUAGUGUUUCAGACUGGAGUUGUCCCUCCCGGCCUCACCCUGCUUAUUGGGGAUGAAUGGCAAGGGGAUGAAUGGCUUUAGAGAGGGUGCCUUAGAUGGGGGUGCCUUAGAGAGAGGCACUGGACUGACAUUAAUACCUUUUAACACUUACAGGAGUGUCAACGUAAAUUAUUGAAAGGCUUUUGGAGGUGCCUGGGAGUGUCUAGGGUAGCCUUGUAAAUCGAACCCUGGCAAUGAAUGUCGAUGGACUGUUAUAGGAUGUAUUGGAAAUCAGCCAUCUAAGAACAUUGUGGAUUGAGGUCCUGUGGCCCCGGAGAAGGACAGCAGUUUCUUCAUAACUGCUUUACUUGGGGACUUUAAAGACAUAGCAUGGGGCCUCCCGAGUGGUGCAGCGGUCUAAGACGCUGCAUCGCAGUGCUAGAGGCCUCAUGAUACACCUGGGUUCGAUCCCAGGCUGUGUUGCAGCCAACCGCAACCGGGAAACCCAUGAGGCGGCACACAAUUGGCCCAGCGUCCUCCGGGUUACAGGAGGGUUUGGCUGGCCGGGAUGUCCUUGUCUCAUCGCGCUCUAGUGCCUCCUUGUGGCAGGUCGGGGGGUUUCAGAAGACGCAUGGCUCUCGACCUUCACCUCUCCCAAGUCCGUACAGGAGUUGCAGCGAUAGGAGAAGACUGUAACUACCAAUGGGAUAUCAUGAAAAAGGGGGAAAAAAUACAACAACAAAAAUAAGACAUGGUAUGAUACACCAUGGCAGUGUUUUGCAAUAGAGGUUAUUGUCUUUGAACAAAAUGUUUCUAUAUAUUCAGGGCAAUGUAUUAUUUGUGUAUAUUAAAAAAAUUUAAUAAAUGACUUUCAUGGUGGGUA